AUGGCGCUCGGCUUCGUCCCCAUCAUCCACGUCGUGGCCGCCGUGUUCGCCGUCAUCGAGCUCGGCCUCACCGCCUACCUCGUGAGCACCUACGCGACCCCCUGGGGCGGCACCCGCUCCCCGGACGUCCUCAACUUCAUGCUCUUCAACGCCAUCUGGUCCCUGCUCGUGCUCGCCUACGUCGGCGUCACCCCGCUCUACUACACGCGCGUCUUCCACCGGCUCGCCAGCCUCGCCCUCGAGGCCGUCACCAUGCUCUUCUGGUUCGCGGGCUCCAUCGCCCUCGCCGUCGACAUCGGCGGGCCGUACAGCUGCGGCGCCAGCGGCUGGUGCCGCGCCGCGCAGGCCGCCGUCGCCUUUGGCUUCUUCCUCUGGGCUCUCUUCGUGGCGCUCGUCGCCCUGGACACGAUCGAGGCGCUGCGGUCGCGCGGCCAUGCCGUCGACCACCACCAUCACAACAAGCCUGGUGUCUAUGCUGGCGCUUGA
Thyridium curvatum is the source of this 486-nucleotide messenger RNA. RefSeq lists its product as uncharacterized. The transcript is spliced from 2 exons. The coding region runs from base 1 to 486 and encodes 161 amino acids. Gene Ontology annotation, cellular component: membrane. The record is from RefSeq and is a predicted model, not a curated record. NCBI's taxonomy places the organism in Eukaryota, Fungi, Ascomycota, Sordariomycetes, Thyridiales, Thyridiaceae.